Molecule: messenger RNA, 2543 nt
Organism: Haplochromis burtoni (Burton's mouthbrooder)
Lineage: Eukaryota; Metazoa; Chordata; Actinopteri; Cichliformes; Cichlidae
Gene: tmem101
Product: transmembrane protein 101
Exons: 4
Coding region: 60-827 (255 amino acids)
Biological process (GO): positive regulation of canonical NF-kappaB signal transduction
Source: RefSeq, a predicted model, not a curated record
CGGAAGUUAAUGAUGUAUCCGAUACUGUAUCGCUGGCGAUUAGAUGUGCAGCAGCAACGAUGGCGGGUCCCAGUAGGAAGCAGAUGUUGAGGUUUCUAAGCCAAGUGGGGGCGUUUAUUUUGACCCGGUUUGGAUUUUGGAACUGCUUCAGCAUGCUGAUGCUCUUUGCUGAACGAGCGGACUCGAAAAGGAAGCCAGAUAUCCACAUACCGUACCUGUAUGUGGACAUGGGCGCUGCGGUGAUCUGUGCCAGCUUCAUGUCAUUUGGGGUGAAGAGACGGUGGUUUGCUUUGGCUGCUGCCGUACAGCUUGCCAUCAGUACUUACGCAUCAUACGUUGGAGAGCAGGUGUAUUAUGGGGAAUGGCUUAAGGUGCGAAUGUACUCCAGAGCGCUGGCCAUUAUUGGAGGCUUUCUGAUUCUGGCCAGCGGCGCAGGGGAAGUAUACAGACAGAAACCACGCAGCAGAUCCCUGCAGUCUACUGGACAAGUUUUUCUGGGAGUCUAUCUCAUUUGCAUGGUUUACUCCCUCCAGCACAGCAAAGAGGACAGGCAGGUCUAUCUGAACCACAUCGUUGGGGGAGAGGUCACUCUGAUGCUGCUGGAGGUGGUGUUUGGCAUCCUGGCUCUGGCCUUCCUCUCCGGCUGCUACAUCCGCCUGGCUGCUCAGAUCCUGGCCACCAUCCUUCCUCUUAUUAUCUUGCUCAUCGAUGGUAACAUUGGUUACUGGCACCACACUCGGAAGGUGGAGUUCUGGAACCAGAUGAAGCUGAUAGGUCAUAAUGUGGGCAUCUUCGCCGCUGUACUGAUCCUAGCCACUGAUGGCUGAACAGUCACACACUCAGACAGCUUUUACAGACCAAGGUGUGUGCACCAGAGGAAGAUGUCGUUGGCCUUUUCAUCGUGGCCCAACUCUGUACUCAAAGCUGCCGUCACUCGAUGACGCCUCAGGAUUAAAAACAGUCACUGCUGAGACGGUUGGAUGUAAGCUGCAUCGAUUAUCCAGUUUGUAACUUUGCUUUUGCAAGGAAAAAGAAAAAACACAACCUUGCUUUUUAAAUGUUAAUAAUUUAUUUGGAUUUAUGUUUACAUUUUUGUUUCUGAUAUGCUCUGAAGCUUGACAGGGAGUGUUAUUACUACAAACCUACUGGGAACUUUUAAAAGAGGUCUUAAUGAUUUCAAUCACUAUUUACAGUGGAUGGUUUAAAUACGUGAUUUUAAAAAAGGGAAAAAUUGCUGGGUGACAAAUUAAAGGAAAAAGGCAUCAUGAAGCAACAGCUUGAUUGGGGUUUUAGAGAGGGAUGAAAGUGCACGGCUGCAAAGGAACAACACAAACAAAUAGUUUUAUGUCCGUUACCUUGUUUUUGUAAUUGUUAGAAGCCAGAAUAUAAAUUUGACUUAAUUCCAAAGCCCUUCUUGACCUGAAGAAAAGUUGAGAUGCAUUAUCCUAGGUGGUUCUUAUCUUAGUUGUCAACAAAAGCAUCAUUUUUGAUAAAUUCUUCCACAACCAGCAGUACUGUGCAAAAUACCACACAGCAGUGAGACCAAUCCGAGAAAAGGCCAAAAUGAUAACUGAAAGUAUAAUUUGAUUAAUUGCCAAUCUGUGCUUAGCAACAUGUUGAGCCAGAACAGCUUCAGUCCAGCUGUCUCUGUAAUAAACAGCUUUAACCUAAGAGAUUAUUCACUAAUUUUGUGAUUUGGUUUUUGCAGAGCACCAACUUAAAACAUCAGCUCUCCUGUACGUACAUACAUACAGCUGUCUUUCUUAACCACCAACCAGAGGUUGGAACUGGAUCCUGUCAUAGCUGACUUUGGGUGAGAGCGAGGGGCGGGGUAUGCCACUCACACCUGCAGCCAAUUUAGAACUCCUAUAAAAAGUUUAAUUAACUCCCACCCCUCACUGUAGGGGAAGGGUCAAAGGUUCAGGUUUUUCCUUUAAUUUGUUGCACGUCUUAUGUGAUAUUGCUUUUGAAGUGGAAUGACUAUGCUGGCCUAUUGGGAAUAAACACCAUGUUUAAAGCAGUCUUUCAAUGGGUAGUCCUGUCUGACAUCAUAGAUGGUGUAAAAGGUGGGCUUGGCAAUGUGACGUCUCCUGCUGGCUUUAAAGCUUCCAGAUACGCGUUUUUACCUUCACCAUUGUGUUAUUAGAAGCAGCAGGUCUGACUAUGAAACAGCACUCUCAUUGUUUAAUGGGUUGUCAAUCAUAAGCCUUAACAAAUAAGUGUACUCAUUAUUCUCCUUCCGAAAUUUACAAACUCAAUUGGCUUCACUUUUUAGACCCAGUCCGUCUUUUAUAUGUCUACAGCUGUAAUACUUUUUAACUGCUUACAUUUUAUAUGAAAUAACUGUUUAGUUACAUGGGUAUUCAAGUCACUUCAUUUUACUGAAAGCUGCAGUUUGUUUUCUAUGAUGUGCCCAAUUUGGCUCAACAUUCAGUUAACAAGGAAGAAAGGCUGAAUGUAACAGAUCCUUCAUGUCCAAGACUGUGCAGUGUGUUUAGGAGGUAUAAUUACCAGGAUGUGUGAUUAAAUAUGCAUAAACCCUU